This is a messenger RNA of Dermacentor silvarum, 961 nucleotides long. RefSeq lists its product as uncharacterized. The coding region runs from base 272 to 799 and encodes 175 amino acids. The transcript has 5 exons. The record is from RefSeq and is a predicted model, not a curated record. Lineage: Eukaryota; Metazoa; Arthropoda; Arachnida; Ixodida; Ixodidae.
AUCUUUCCAGGAUAACAUCUUCCGAGGCCAAACGAAGCCAAUCGUACCGCCUGACUGGACUUACUUGCACACCGGCGCCGUGUGGCCGGAUGCGGACGCCAUCAUCGAGGCGCACGUCAAGAACAUCCUCAGCCUCGCCGACAUCGUGGGUCUCAGCACGAGCAACACGACCGACGAACCCAACACGGUACAGUUCGUGGGUAACAGCCCCCGUUUCCUUUGGGCAUCGCCUCCGAACCCGAUUCGUGGAAUUCUCCCCGGCAUUCGAGGCAUGUUGGGAAUGCUGCAGGAGUUCCCCCGCUGGAAGCAGGUCCUGGGCAAGAACAAGCUCUGUUUCUCGGUCUCCUCGUCGAUAAACUACGCCAAGAACCUCAACCGCGACAUCGACUUCAGGGUGGAUAUGGAAGACUCGGAUGACAGCGUCAUCCGAUUCUAUCGCUAUAGGUUCACUACCAUAGACAACCGCACCAAGGAAUACCCGUUACAAGAGUUCGACUUCAAGUACGAGUUCGAUAACCCCACCCACACCCACUUCUGGAAUCUGCGCGUCGCGGGCAACCUGAAGGGGUUCUUCGCUUACGACGACGCCAGUACGCUCGAUUACAAGAUAAAGGAGCUACUGAACGCCUACCCGGACGACCGAUGCGUCGUGUUCGACGACCUCGGAGACGACGCGUGGGAGGCAAACUUCAACUACGACGGUCAAACGGUGGCCUUCGGGAAGUACGGAAUGCUCCACGUCAUCGCGAGCGCCAUGGUGCAGAGAUACGGCCAGGCGUUCCCGUCGAACUAUUACUAGGGUGCAAAGGAGACCUUUAUACUUGGCGGGCGCGUCCUGGUGCACGCUGAGCAGGACGCCAAUUUUCGACGCAUCGUCGUGCACAGAGACCGAAGGGUUGGCGCGUUGGGCGAACGCCCCAAGUAUUGCUAUCUCCGGAAAACAAUAAAUAGUGGCAGAGAU